UCUGUGCAGGCAAAGUUGACUCACAAAGUGUAAGAAGACACCAGCCGAGUUUUCCUGUGGGCGUCUGUGUGGGGCUGAAAUACCUGCUGGCCAACACGCUGCACACGCGCUGGGGAAAAAGAGACAACAUGAAGUUUUGUUUAAGGAUUCUUCUCCUGUUUUUUCUGGUUACUGGAACAGUAACACAAGAUUUUGACUUGUUCGAUGCUCUUGAUGACCCACCACCAACACCUGCAAAACCCAAGGAGCCGCCAAAGCCACCAAAGGAUCCCGGUCUGGACGGUGGCCUAGACCUUUCUGAUGCAUUUGGACCAGAUGAGCCACAAACUAAAAAACCCGAGAAACCAAAUUCUGGAGAUUCUGGAGAUGCUGGAUUUGAUUUGGGGGAUGCUCUCAAACCAGACCCCAACGCUAAACCUGACAAACCUGCUGUCAAACCGCCGAGCGGUGGAGGAGGAGGUGGUGGAAGUUUUGAUGACUCAGACUUGGCUAGUGUGGGUGGGGGGGGGGACUACAAGCCUGAUGGAGGCCGCUCAGGAGGUCGUGCCAUGGAUCCUCAGGGUGGUGCUGAUCCGCCUCAAGAUCCAGAUUUUCUGUGGGGCCAAAUCCAGAAGAUGCUAAAUACUAACUUUCCAGAGGAAUUUUAUGUUUGGCUGUCCAACCUAAAGCAAAUCGUAACGCCUCUGUUAGAGCGGGCCAUGGAGCUGCUGCAGGCUCUGCCGUGAGCCGCUGGUCCGUUUGUGAUGCUCUCAGGUUUCUGAUUGUUUGUGUUGGUUUACAAAUAUAAUAUCUGAUGGAGUCAGAGUUUGAAAAAAUUGGUGGCUGGAAAAUUAGGAAAUAGAAAUUUUGUUUUCUGGGUGCCAAGAGUACGGUCAGGGGGAGAUAUAUAUAUUUUUUUCAGUACUUUGUUUUUGUGCGGCUCUCAGUCCUCUUGCUAACAUGGGGGUUCGGUGUGCGUUGUGUGUGUUGUGUAAGUGUAUUUUUGGUGGGUUUUUUUUUUGUACCUUGAGUCUUUAUGGGAUUUGGAUUUCCUGAAAUGUGUAACAUAUGAUAAUAAAAUAAUAAAAGCAGCUGUGGAGUGGUCAGUGUUUGGAUAGUAUGAUUGAAACAUGAUCUCUGAAUCCAGACGACGAACACAAACCGCUGACUCAGCCCCUUUAAUGUAACUAUAUAUUAUUUUCACAGAAAAAUAUGCACUAUUUAUUAAUAAUCAUAUUUAGACUCAUUCUUUAGUGUGAAUGUUUCUUUGUGUCCAACAAUAAUUCAGUUUAUUUAUAAAGCACCAAAUCACAACAGUCAGCUCAAGCUGAUCGUAAUCAUACAGAUGUGCCCAUCGCUGGUACAUCUGUAAUCUUCAUGCUGCUCAAACUUCAGAAGAUUUUUUUUUAUUACAAAUAAAUAUAUGAAGACUUUAAUAGGACAGAGGCUGGAAAUGAUACAAGAAAUAUUUCUGUGAAAUUUCAAAACAAAACCAGUGAUAAAACUCUUUAUUUAUACAAUGUGGAAAAUAGAAAAUGUCCAUCAUGCAAAUAUACUCAGAAUAAAAAAAAUGCACUAUUCCUAUGAUUUAGGAAGAUUACAUAAAAAAUUUUUUAUAAAGAUUUUGUUAGAACUUGAAACAGGUUUCACAAAAAUGAGAACUUUAUGCUAACAUGCUUUUCAUGACGCUGUCCCCAUGAUGGCUCUGCAUCACAGCUGUGUUAGCAGCAGAAAGACGGCACUGAGCACUCAGGAGCCGUGCGUGAAACAGAACAGUGAGUGGCAUACUCAACAUUUCUCAGUAGUCAGUCACGCUGUUGGCUGUCAGCCUUCAUAUCAUUCUUUCUGUUUUUUAAUAUCCAGGCAACUCCCUGUUUUUGUGCUGCACUGUCACCGACACACUCCUCCUCAUGACUCAGUGAGGUGUUAAACAACAGCCAGCCUUAUUAUUCACACACACACAGCUUGUGUUUCAGUGUCUUUGUGCUGCCUCUCUGCCACACCCUGCACUUUAAUCAGCCUGUCUGAACUUUUUUCACUGCUGCAGGAGAAUGUGGCACUAAACGUUAUUGACUGCCACCUUGUGGAGAACUCUGGUCAUGACACUUCAUUGACUGGACCUUGUCAAACUGUUACUGGCUAUUUACAAAAUAAUUGUUCUUAAAGAGGCUCUAAAGAUCAUGUUUGUGAGUGAAACAAAUGUGGAGUCAGUUUUUCUGUCUCUAAUGUGAGCGCUCUUCCUUUAAAAUAAUUUUAUUCAGAUCUUCUUAAAAGCAAAGUUAUUUGACAUAUCUGAUGAUAAAAAUAAUAAAUAUUUUGAGAAACUGGUUCUGAAUCGUUCCCUUGCAGUAACGUGUCCUUUUUUU
This is a messenger RNA of Archocentrus centrarchus (flier cichlid), 2345 nucleotides long. It is a transcript of the gene cd99, whose product is annotated as CD99 molecule. Bases 129 to 725 code for a protein of 198 amino acids. Gene Ontology annotation, cellular component: plasma membrane. NCBI's taxonomy places the organism in Eukaryota, Metazoa, Chordata, Actinopteri, Cichliformes, Cichlidae. Gene Ontology annotation, biological process: positive regulation of neutrophil extravasation; homotypic cell-cell adhesion; T cell extravasation. The record is from RefSeq and is a predicted model, not a curated record. The transcript has 11 exons.